UGAAGGGGGUUGGGAAGGAUUUACAGAGUAAUAUUGCCCUCCUAGGGCCACCGUAGUUCAAUCUUGCAGCUACUAUUAUGUUGUUUUAGGGGCGGAGCCGAGAGGAAAUUUAAACCGAAGCCGCGGCCGAGAGCGUUUGGAAAGUGAGUCUCUAGUUACAGAGGAGCUCCUGGGGCUCGGGAUUCCUAAGGAGCUCAUGGAGUCCGCGGAUGCAAUACGGCGGCUUUGAGGAAGGACUACGGAGACCAAGAAAAGAGCCUAGGAUCUGGGGGAGCAGGGAAAAGGGCGACGAUUGCCCUGAGCUGGAGAGUUCAAUGGCUGAGAGUGGUCUCCGGGCUCCGGACCCUGGGGCGCGGCGGCUAAGAGCGGCCAGUUGUCUGGGAAGAUGCCGGAAGAGCCCACUAGACGCUGGGAGGCGGCGGCCCUUUUCCGGAAAGUCCUUUUACUUGGAUCUGCCCGCUGGCAAGAACCUGCAGUUUCUGACCGGGGCCAUCCAGCACCUGGGCGGGGUAAUUGAGGGCUUUCUGAGCAAAGAAGUGAGUUACAUCGUGUCCGGCCGCCGGGAGGCCAAGGCAGAAAGCCGUGGGACGAGGCGCAGAGGCUGCUCCAGCCCCGGUGAGGUCGCCGGGGACGCGCCGUCCAGGGCCGGUACGCCGACCAGCCACACCGGGCCUCCACGGAAACCCACGGACUCGGUGCCGCUGAGCCGGGGCCAGGAGCUGCUGCAGAAGGCCAUCAGAAACCAGGGGAGCAGCAGCAGCAGCGUCCUGACCAACGCCCGCUCCUGGGGAGUGAGGAUCCUGCGCGUGGACGAAAUGAUGAUGUGCGUGCAGCAGCUGUCAUUGGAUGUCUUGCGGCUGAAGACACGAGGGCCAGAGAAGCCCGAGGGAACACGUCCAGCCGAGUCAAGAACGCGGAGAGUGGCCAGACUGAAGGCACCGUUCCUCAAAAUCGAAGACGAGAGCCGGAAGUUUCGUCCUUUCCACCAUCAGUUUAAAUCCUUUCCAGAAAUUUCUUUUCUGGGACCCAAAGACGCAAGUCCCUUUGAGGCCCCGACGACCCCGGGCAGCUCACACCGCACCAGAGAGCCCAAGGGCCAGGAGGCAGGCCGGUGGCCCGCCGCCCGCGCCGCACGCAGGAGGAGGAAGGGGUACUGCGAGUGCUGCCGCCAGGCCUUCGAGGAGCUCCACGGGCAUCUCCAGAGUGCCCAGCACCGGGGCUUUGCCCGGGAAGCCCACCCGUACGCAGAAGUCGAUCGCAUCAUCGCCCACCUCAGCCACAGCUUCGUGGACAUCCCCUUCCAGGCCAGCCUCCGCAGGCAGCCAGGCUCCCCAGCUUCGGAUCGUGACCUCCUGUGUCCUGAGACGCUGUCUCCCAGCCCGCCCGCCUGUGGCGGGGCAACAUCUCCCAGGACAAGGGAGGAAGAGGACCACCAGGCCCCAGGCAGCCCGGGACAGGACGGGGUGGUGGGCCGCGCGAAGGCACCAGCUGACUGUGUGGGGGCUGGUGCGGGGCCUGGACCAGCAGCAAGCGGCCGAGACCUGGGGGCGUCGGCUGACACCACCGUGGACUCCCCAGGGACACUGGUGUCCGGGAGCCCGACUUGCCAGUGCCUUCCGACCAGCUGCGGUUUCGAGGACCUCUCCUCUGGCUCGGACCCAGCGCCUGUUGGCCACAAGCGGAAGGCUCAGUCCCCCGGUGGCAAUGCCAAGAAGCGGCCAGGGGUCUCCUGGCCACAGGCCUUUGCCCCGAGAGCACUCAGCCCCUGUGGCACCUGGACAACCGAUGGCAGGCAGCUCUUCUCCCUUCCCCUUCCAGGCCAGGAGUCCAGCCCUCUGGCCUCCGUCCUGCCUUUGUGCCCCCCACAGACCAGCCUUUCCCUCCCAGACUCCUUUUCCUGGCAGCGCACAGACAGGCCGGCCGAGCCCUGGGCCACACCGGCCCCCUGGCCUGGGGGAGGGUGCUCCCCGGGUUCUGAAGAUUCUGAGUGCACAGCCCCUAGCCCUGUCUCUCAGCAGACUGACCGGCCUCCCAGCUGCUCUGCAGCUGCAGGCCAGCUGGCAGCCCACCUGCACUCAGCUGCUGCGCACGUAGCCCCCGGGGGGCCUGCAGAGAGCCAGGCUACCCCUCUCCCCAGCCCUCUGCCAGCCGGUGGGGGAGCCAGCCUCUCCCGGCCCCCUGCCUCCCCAUCGCCCGGCACCAGCAGCAAACUGCUCUCGUGCGUCACUCAGGGCACGAAGCUCUUCUUGGGGCCAGAGCUCUGGCUGGAGGGCCAGGUGUGGAGAUACCAGUUAUACCUGGCCCAGUGCUGCACACCAAAGGCCAGGGCGGAACAGACACAGAGGAGGUGAGGCGCAGCACCCCAGGGCCUCUCCAGCAUAGCCAGAAGGAGCCUGAGGCCAGGCCUUUGAAGUUCAAGUGAACAGCUGUGGCCACGGCCAAGCUCUGGGCUGGCCAGACCCGGUCCUCCCGCCCACCCGGGCUUCAGGUGAGACCCAGGGAGCGUGGGCGUAGGGACCGCCCUCUCCUACCCCUGCCUCCAGCCGAGUUCCUGGCUGGGCAGGGAUCUGCGAUGGGCUUGUCCAGCCAUGGCCAGCCGCCUGCUUGCCAGGAGGCAGAGGCAAGCUUGGCACAGGAAGUGAUUACAGAGAAGCUGGAGCCGCGGGAACCCUGGCCUGGCUUCCUGUCCCUCCGCAGGCACUUGCCUCUCUGCAGAGCCCAGGGUUGGUUAGCGCUCCCCACCCCCACCCCAGCCUCCUUUCGCACAAGCAUGUGGCUCUCCCCUGCCUUCUGCGAUGCCUGUGUGCGUCCCCUCCCCCAGCCCCCCACGCUGCGCACACAGAUCCUUGGGAACAUAUGAAGCAGAGGAGGGGCUCGGUGGCUGCACUCACAGGGCUCCCUCCCCCCGCACUCAGUGGGCGCCCAGCACUGACCUUGCCCCUGAGCCCAAGAUGUGGCCAGGUCCCCGUCUGGGGACAGGCCCCUCUCUGCUCUUCCCUGCAUCUGGGCCGCCCACCUGGGGCUCUGUUCCAGGGUCAGCAGCUCCCCAGCCAACUCCUCCAUCAUCCUCUUCGCUCCCCCCUCCCUCCCUCCCUCCCUCCCUGAGGACCUCCCCCCAUUUCCCUCCGCCGAGCCAUUAAUCCGGAGACAGAGAUGGGUUUGCUAUCGAUUCUUGAGCCACUUUUUUUUCUUUAUUACAUUUUGUACUGUGGUUCUUCUCA
Messenger RNA from Phyllostomus discolor (pale spear-nosed bat), 3221 nucleotides. RefSeq names its product DBF4 zinc finger B (gene DBF4B). Gene Ontology annotation, cellular component: Dbf4-dependent protein kinase complex; nucleus. The record is from RefSeq and is a predicted model, not a curated record. Gene Ontology annotation, molecular function: nucleic acid binding; protein serine/threonine kinase activator activity; zinc ion binding. Gene Ontology annotation, biological process: regulation of cell cycle phase transition; positive regulation of nuclear cell cycle DNA replication. Lineage: Eukaryota; Metazoa; Chordata; Mammalia; Chiroptera; Phyllostomidae.